AUGGGCGAGGGCAUCGACGCCGGGGGCGGCGCGGCGAGCCCAGCAGAGCGCCGCCCUCUGCAGCCGGGGCGGGCCCACCUGGCCUCCCGCGACGAGGUGGAUCGGCGGUCCCGGGAGCGCUCGGAGUCGGUCUCGACAGGAGGACCGAUCGGGAUCAGCGACCUCGAGUGCGAUUCCGCGGCGUCCUCAUCCGUCCGUGGACCUCCGGCCAGCGGCCGGUGCCGCCCCGUGGAGGGGGCGCCCCUGAAAGGGAGGCAGGCUCUGCAGCGUGUCGCGGCCGGCGGCAUGUGCGCAGGGCAGAUCGGCGCGGCCAUCCUCGCGGCCCUGGCUGCGCGCGACUCGCCCCUCGGUGAUUGCGUGAGGCGCCACCUCGCGGGCCAGCCAGGGCAGGGUGGGAAGCGGCAGCGGGAUGUCCUUCCGCUCCCUGUCCCGAGGGGCGAGGCCGCAGUCGAGGCAGCGCUUGAGCGGCUUCUGCGCGCCGGCGGUGUCAAGGAGGGCAGGCAGGGGCGCCCCGAGAGGGGGCGGUUGGUCGCGAUCGGAGCUUGGCAGAUACUUUGCAUCGUCGCCCUGAACUGGAUGUACAGCGCUGGUGGGAGGAUCUGCGGGCUCGACUGGUGCGGGCAUAGACCCACGGUCGCUCAGCUCGCGUCCCUCGCCCACAUUCGGGCCCAGUGCGAGGCCUUGGUGGACCGGGUCGACGAGGAGACCGGCAGGGCAUGCACCUCGCCCACGGUCGACUUUGUCUCCAUGCUGGCCCGGAAGCGGCUGAGCUACGGAGGCGACGAGGUCUCCCUCCCCGAGCCGCUCACUCUGGCGGAGCUUCUCCCCGGGCUCCCUGCUCGCGGUGAGGCCGCCUCGGUCGACCCCCUCGCCAUCGCGAGUGCGGAGGUCAGGGAGGCGCUGCUUCACCCUGAGCGCGUGUGCGACCCAGACGGGAUCUGCACCGCGCAGGCGGCGGCCAAGGUCCACGCCACCCCGCGCGAGUGGGCCUCCAUCGUCGCGGAGCUCUUGGCGGGCGUCCCGAUCCCGCCCGCCACUCGGGUGCUCCGGCUGAUCAUUAACAUGGUCCCGAGCAACCGCGUGCAGAGGGCAAUCGACGGCGACAUCGGGUUGCUCCCCGUGGGCGGGGAGCACCACGUGACGCUCCUCGCGGAUGGGGAGACGCUCCUGUGGAGCAGCGACGACAUCAAGGGCUGCUUCCACGUGUUUCGCCUUCCGUCAUGCUGGCGGCCUUGGAUGGCCCUCUCGGCGCCCGUCGACCCCCUCACGCUCGGGCGGGCCAAGGGCCCCAUGAUUUGGGUGGCGGUUGCAGUCGUUCCGAUGGGGUGGCUCUCUGCCGUGGGCAUCGUCCAACACUUGUCCAGGCAGAUCGUCCUGGGCGGCGCGCCGGGACAUAGGUCCCCCGCCGCCUCGGCCGAGCUCCGUCGCGGCGCAGCUUACCCUCUCCAGCUUCACCGCCUCCCCCGGGCGUGGUGGAAGGUCUACGUGGACAACGUGGAGUUUGGGGAGGUUGUCAGCGAGGCCGCCGCCCGUGACCUCGUGGGCCAGGUUUCGGUCGAGCAGUUGGCGGUCCGCGCUGCCCUCGAUCGCUGGGGCAUCCGGCGAAAUGAGACUAAAGUCGUCGAGCGUUCGCCGAUGGCCGUCAGCAUGGGGUCUGGCGUUGAUGGGCGUCUCGGUCGGGUCGCCCCCGCACUCCCCAAAUUGCUGCUGCACCUAGCCCUCGCAUGCUGGGUGCUGUCGCGGGCGGAUUGCGGCCCCCUCUGGGUGGCAGCGGCGGCCGGCAGGUGGUGUUUCGAUUUCGGCCACCGGCGUGCCGCGUUCGGCACCCUCGACGCGAUCUGGAAGGAGAUCGCCUCCUGGAAGGGCCGCCGGCCGGUCUCCAGGCGCGGGGGUGGCGAGUUGUACAUGGCCUGCGCCGUGGCUCCGCUCGUCUACACCGACCUCCGGGCCAAGCUGUUCCCUUGGCCGCUCGCCACAGACGCUUCCGAGUCUGGCGGUGGCACGUGCGUUGCCUGUGGCCUCACGGAGGCAGGGUGGGCUGCUGCGGCGUCGGCCGCUGGCCCCCUGUCCUCCCUGGCCCCCGCCGGGCUCAUCGCGUUCGAGUUCUUCGGAGGCGCUGGGGGCUGGCGGCAAGCCCACGACCGCAUUGGCGCCGCAGUGGUCCUCCGCGUCAUCUGCGAGAAGGAUCCGGCGGCGCGCGCUGUCUCUCGCCGGGCCUGGCCUGGCGGGAUCGAGUGGCCCGACAUCACCAAGGUCACCCGCGAGAUGGUCGCUGCUGUCCGGCGCGCGGCCCCUGGGGCGACUGGUAUUUCGGUUUCGUGGAGCUUGCCCUUCCAGGAUUUGUCCGAGCACCGAUCGGCAUUGCUGUGGGAGAUUCCCAGGGUGGCGCGGCUGCUGGAGCUCGAAUUCGGCAGUCUCCCUUGGGUCGACGUCGUCGAGAACGUCGCCAGCAUGACGGCCGAGUCGUGCACGCUGGUCUCCGAAGGGCUCGGCCGGCACCCUGUCCUCAUCGAUGCUGCGGGGAUUUCGCGAGCUCGCCGCCCCAGGCUCUUCUGGUGCAGCUUCCCCGUUGGCGACGGGUGCGGGCGGCGCGCCUCGCCGCUCUUCGACGUCAUCGAGCUCGAGGCGGAGGUGGAGCCCGCGGAGAUUUGGAUGCUCCCUGAUGGCUGCUGGGAUUUGGGGUCGUCUGCGAGGCUCCCGGCAUUCACCCGGGCCGUCCACAGAUUGGCGCCGCCCCCGGCCCCCGCGGGCCUGCGAGAGUGCAAGGCCCACGAGAGCGCGCGGUGGGCGGCGGACGAGUACCGUUUCUCCCCGUUCACCUACCGGGACGCCUGCACGUUGGCGUCGGCGGAGGGCGGCCGGCGCGUGCUGCAGGCGCCGGAGAGGGAAGUGCUCUUGGGGUUCUGGCCCGGGCACACAGAGCCCGCUCGGCCGAGCUCAGCGCGCUCCGACGACACCGCGAGGUGCGCCCUCCUUGGGGGCAGUCUUCACGUGGGCGUCGUCGCGUGGCUCCUCGGGCAGGGCCUUCAGGCGGCGGGCCUCAUCGAAGCCCCGCCCACGGCCCCCGAGAUCCAGCGAGCCUUCUGCAAGGAACUCGCUGCUCGAGCCCUCGGCGAAAGGCCUCGGACGGUGCUCCCCCUCUUAAGGGGCCGAGUCGCCGUGGCCCCGUGCGAGGGCUUGGAGGCCCCCGGGGCCAGCGGGCGGGCCUCCGCAGGCGCCCAGGGCGAUAGGGUAGAACAUGAGGACGAAAUUACCCUAUCGCCCCCCGCUUCCGCCGGGGCCUCCGCGAACGAGCUGUCGGCAGCGAGGGCAAUUGUUUAUGGCCUCCUGCGACAUGCCGAUCACCGCGGCUCGGACGUUCGGCUAGACAUAGGUCUGCCGUUCCGGGCCAAGGUGUGGCCUCGAGCCCCAAUUGCCUCAGACCGAUGGGCGUGGCAGACGGUGCUCGCCCAUGGCUGGAAGAGGCAAGGGCGGCACAUCAACGAAUUGGAGUUGCAGGAAGUGUUGGCGGCACUGAAAUGGUUCGCUCGGAGGGCGGAUCGCCACCACUCGCGCCUCGGCAUUCUCAUCGACUCCCAGGUGGUCCUCUCGGUGUGCGCGAAGGGGAGGUCCUCGUUGCGAAGGCUGAACCACCUGGUGCAGCGCAUAGACGCACAGAUUCUCGCAUGUAACCUCUACCCCUUCUACGGCUACGUGACCAGCAAGAUGAACCCUGCGGAUGCCCCCUCGCGACAGCGCGAGCGUGGGCGUCCGCCAGACCCCUCCGAGGAGGUUUGCGCAGCGCCCCCAGGUCGGCCUUCCGAGGCCCCGGGUAUGCUCGCUGUCCGACACGGGCGGCUGAGCGACCUGCCGGUGGCGCGCUCCAGACCAGUCGGCGGGGCAAUGCAG
Molecule: messenger RNA, 3888 nt
Organism: Prorocentrum cordatum
Lineage: Eukaryota; Dinophyceae; Prorocentrales; Prorocentraceae
Source: the annotation of a GenBank genome assembly